Molecule: messenger RNA, 2969 nt
Organism: Nerophis lumbriciformis (worm pipefish)
Lineage: Eukaryota; Metazoa; Chordata; Actinopteri; Syngnathiformes; Syngnathidae
Gene: pxk
Product: PX domain containing serine/threonine kinase
Biological process (GO): negative regulation of ATP-dependent activity; endosome to lysosome transport; protein phosphorylation
Cellular component (GO): early endosome; plasma membrane; late endosome
Molecular function (GO): protein kinase activity; phosphatidylinositol binding; ATP binding
Source: RefSeq, a predicted model, not a curated record
CACAAGGGUUAACACGCUUCAAUUAAAAAUAAAUACAUUGGAAAAAAAGACAUAAACCCCCACUUUUAACAUUCAAAGAGUAGUUCGCCCUAAAGAGCCGAAUAUAAGAGCCGAGUCGUUUGCGAACGACACACGGCGAGCGCUCCAGCCUCCUUGCUUUACGGCGAAGCGAAACUGCACUUUCCCCCCCUCCAGCCGAGCUCCGGGUUCGAUUCCGCUCGCCCAGUGGCAAAAAAAAAAAAGCUGACAGUCCGGCGGCUGUUUAUCCACACUUCGCCGGUUCCCUCCUUCGGGAUGUCUUUCCUGGAUAAGCCGGCCCCGAGGAGGCUCGUGUUGGACGACACUGUCCCGCUGACGGCGGCGAUCGAAGCCAGCCAGAAGCUGCAGUCUCACACGGAGUACAUCAUCCGUGUCCAGAGGGGUGUGUCCUCGGACAACAGCUGGCAGGUAAUACGGCGCUACAGUGACUUCGACGUGCUCAACAACAACCUGAUGGUGUGCGCCAUCAGUCUUCCUCUCCCGCCUAAGAAGCUGAUAGGAAACAUGGACCGGGAGUUCAUAGCUGAAAGGCAGCGAGGCCUACAGGCCUACCUGGACGCCGUUACCCAGCAUCCUUUGCUCUGCAGCGCUCUGCCUGUCAAGAAGUUCCUGGACCCAAACAACUACGCUGACAACUACUCAGAGAUCGCCCUGCAGCAGGUCUCCAUGUUCUUCAGGUCGGACCCCAAGUGGGAAGUUGUAGAGCCCCUCAAAGAUAUGGGCUGGAGAAUCAGGAAGAAAUAUUUCCUCAUCAAAAACAAAGUGCAAGCCAAAGAGAGGUAUCUGCUGAGCUGGGUGGACCUGGGUCCUGAUAAGUUCCUGUCAGAUAAAGACCUGCAGUCUGCCAUGAAGCUCCUUGCCAGCCUCUCCAGUCCAUACAUGUACCCGCUGUUGUUCUCCAGCACCAGUGAGUCUUCAGCACUUCUCAUCAGGCCUUUCAGCGAAGCCGGCUCGCUCAGAGACCACAUCUGUAAGGUGAAGCCCAGAGAGACCUACUUGAAGAAAUACGGCAACCCCAAGAAGAGUCAGGGUCUUGAACUAGCACACAUCAAACUGUAUGGCCGCCAGAUACUGGAGGCCCUGCGACUCCUCCACGACGGCGGCUUAUUUUACGGCCACCUGCACGCCUCAAAUGUGACGGUGGACCAGGGCACGUGUCGACUGACGGACGUGGAGAACGGCAUGCUGGGAGUUCCCUCUGUCCUGCGACCUGCCUUCACCCACUUCAGGAAAAUCAACACCACCGAAAGCAUCGACGUCUUUUGUUUUGGUCACUUACUCUACGAGAUAACUUAUGGACGACCCCCUGCCAGCGUUCCAGUGGACCACUAUCCUACCAACCCCUACACUGCUGUGGUGUCAGUGCUGCAGUCCAUCCUGUCCACAGAGGCGUGUAAGUCAGGAAUGCCCACAGUGUCACAGCUCAUUCAGACACCGCUGUUCUGUCACGUCCAGUUGCAACACUCCGAUAAAGUCCAGAUCAAAGUCCCCAGCAGGCUGAAGGACGCUCUGAAGACGGCCAAAGAUCGUUUAGAGAAGCGUCUGCAGGAGGAGCAGAGAGUGCUCCACCAGCACAGGAGGCUGACCAGAGCUCAGUCUCAUCACGGCUCAGAGGAGGAGAAGAAGAGGAGGAAGAUUCUGGCGAGGAAGAAGUGCAGGCAGUCCACUUACGAGAAUGAAGAUGACGUCUCUGUUCGCAACAAUAACAACUCUGGCUCUGGCGCCAGUUCCCCUCCCACAUGCCCCUCUUCCCCCACCCCCCCGCCUUCUACAGGUGGCCCGACGGCCCCUCCUCCCCCACCCCUUCCCACGCUGGACAACGCACAAUCACGCUCGGACAGUCCCGGCGGAGGACGCACCGCCUUGCUGAGCUCCAUCCAGACCUUCACUAAAGGCCAACUGAGGAAGGCGGCGACAACAGACCGCAGCGGGCCCGCCCUCUGACCCCCGUCCUGACUGGACCGCCGCGCUUUCCCUGACAUGUGAAGACCAAUCCCUUUUCAAGACAAUCCAAAUAUCUAUUUACAAUUCCAUUUUUUUUUUUGGUUUAAACAUUUAUUCUUAUUGAGUGGCACCUGGGGAUAGUUUGAUUGGCAACACUAAAUUGGCCCUAGACCAGUGGUUCUUAAUCUUGUUUUUGGUAACACUUUAGUAUGGGGAACAUAUUCUAAGUAACAAAGACUUAAUUUAGAGUUAUUUGGACACUCGGGGAACAUAUUCUAAGUAACAAAGACUUAAUUUAGAGUUUUUUGGACACUAGGGGAACAUAUUCUAAGUAACAAAGACUUCAUUUAGAGUUUUUUAGACACCAGGGGAACAUAUUCUAAGUAACAAAGACUUACUUGAGAGUUAUUCGGACGCCAGGGGAACAUAUUCUAAGUAACAAAGACUUAAUUUAGAGUUUUUUAGACACCAGGGGAACAUAUUCUAAGUAACAAAGACUUAAUUUAGAGUUAUUUGGACACUAGGGGAACAUUCUAAGUAACAAAGACUUAAUUUAGAGUUAUUUGCACACUAGGGGAACAUAUUCUAAGUAACAAAGACUUAAUUUAGAGUUUUUUGGACACUAGGGGAACAUAUUCUAAGUAACAAAGACUUAAUUUAGAGUUUUUUGGACACUAGGGGAACAUAUUCUAAGUAACAAAGACUUAAUUUAGAGUUUUUUUGACACUAGGGGAACAUAUUCUAAGUAACAAAGACUUAAUUUAGAGUUUUUUGGACACUAGGGGAACAUAUUCUAAGUAACAAAGACUUAAUUUAGAGUUAUUUGGACACUCGGGGAACAUAUUCUAAGUAACAAAGACUUAAUUUAGAGUUAUUUGCACACUAGGGGAACAUAUUCUAAGUAACAAAGACUUAAUUUAGAGUUAUUUGGACACUAGGGGAACAUAUUCUAAGUAACAAAGACUUAAUUUAGAGUUUUUUGGACA